Brassica napus (rape) is the source of this 1846-nucleotide messenger RNA. RefSeq lists its product as uncharacterized. The record is from RefSeq and is a predicted model, not a curated record. The transcript is spliced from 3 exons. Bases 600 to 1706 code for a protein of 368 amino acids. Lineage: Eukaryota; Viridiplantae; Streptophyta; Magnoliopsida; Brassicales; Brassicaceae.
ACUCCUUUAGGUUGGUUUUGCAUUUGACUGAAAGUGAGGUACACUUUUACAUUUGACUUGAAUAUUUGGGUUGGUUUUAGCAAAUGUCCCAUUUCUUAAUAGCAAACUUUUAGUUUUUGUUACCAAAAAAAGCUUAUGAAGAGUAAAAUGACCAAAAAAAUUUCAUCAAAGAGAUCAAAGAUUUUUUUACCCAUUGAUUUAUAGAUAUGUAAAUAUAAAUAACUAUUUAAAUAAAUAAUAAAAAGGGAUUUUUUUAUAGUUUCAAAUUAUAUAUUUUCAAAUUUAAACUUUUUAUAAGAAAUUUGUUUAUAAAAAUUCAGAAAAAACUAUUGUAAAGAAUUUCUCAUAUAUCAAUCUCAAUAUAAAAAAACUCAAUAAUUAAUUAACAAUAAAAUACAAUACACGAUUCGACCACUUGUGUUUCUUUUCUUCUGGAAUUAGUCCAUCUUAACUAGAAGUAAAAAAUUAAUAAACAAAACAAACAAAUAAUAAUGAGCAUUGCUGUUACAAAAAUGCCAAUCAUGACUUUUGGCUUGCUCGUACGUUAUAUAAGAAUUGACAAAACCGAAGACCAAGAAGAAGAAAAAAAAAGUUAAACAAUGAGUUCUUCGUCUUCGUCUUCCUCUUCCUCUUCUUCUUGGUCUCGCAGUAAAUUUCUUGAUUCAGUAUUUAUGGUCGGACAAAAGGAAGUAACAAGAAUCUUGAUUCUGUUUCUUGGUUUGACUGCUUCAUGUCUUGUUUUAUACAAAACAGCUUAUCCUCUGCAACGACUUAACGUCAACAAUCUCAGUUCUCUUAACGCUUCUCCAUCUUCACAAUUGCCAAAUAUCAACUCAUCAGAGAUUUCUCAAGAAACAGCUAAACCAAUGAUCAGUUUCAAGGAGAUUUUGGAGAAUGCGUCGAAUGAGAACAAUACAGUGAUUAUAACGACACUGAAUCAAGCUUGGGCAGAACCAAACUCUUUGUUCGAUCUCUUCUUAGAGAGUUUUCGUAUCGGACAAGGAACACAACAACUGUUGAAACAUGUAGUAGUGGUUUGCUUGGAUCGCAAGGCGUUUGAACGAUGCUCACAACUUCAUACUAACUGUUACCAAAUUGAAACCUCAGAAACUGAUUUCUCCGGAGAGAAAGUUUACAACACUCCUGAUUAUCUCAAGAUGAUGUGGCGCAGAAUCGAGCUUCUUACACAAGUUCUCGAGAUGGGUUUUAACUUCAUAUUUACGGACGCAGACAUAAUGUGGCUUCGAGAUCCAUUUCCUCGGCUAUAUCCAGAUGGAGAUUUUCAAAUGGCAUGUGAUAGAUUCUUUGGAGAUCCUUUCGAUUCAAACAAUUGGGUCAAUGGUGGCUUCACAUACGUGAGAUCAAACAAUAGAAGCGUUGAGUUUUACAAACUCUGGCACAAAUCUCGUCUAGACUAUCCAGAGUUACACGACCAAGAUGUGUUCAAUAGAAUCAAGCACAAGCCUUUUAUCACUGAGAUUGGGAUUCAAAUGAGAUUCUUUGAUACCGUUUACUUUGGUGGGUUUUGUCAAACGAGCAGAGACAUCAACUUGGUAUGCACGAUGCAUGCAAAUUGUUGCAUCGGAUUAGAGAAGAAGCUUCAUGAUCUGAAUCUUGUUCUUGAUGAUUGGAGAAAGUAUCUGUCUUUGUCGGAACAUGUGCAGAACACGACUUGGAGUGCUCCUAUGAAGUGUUUGGAGGAUUAAGGAUAUGUUUAAUAUAGAUAUGGAUGAAAAUUGUAUAAAGAAUGAAGUGUCUUUAAGGACUCUAAUCUAAUCACAUUGGUUUUCUUUCUGAUUUUAGUUCUCUGAAACUUCAUAAAUGCUAAAUUCGUUUUGAGUCGCAA